Carya illinoinensis is the source of this 1467-nucleotide messenger RNA. RefSeq lists its product as uncharacterized. The record is from RefSeq and is a predicted model, not a curated record. The transcript has 4 exons. Lineage: Eukaryota; Viridiplantae; Streptophyta; Magnoliopsida; Fagales; Juglandaceae. Bases 655 to 996 code for a protein of 113 amino acids.
GUCUCUCGCCCCAAAUGAGUGCCCUUUUGCCCCGAACACUCCUCUCCUUCCCUCUUCGUGCAGGCUCUUCUUCCCUUGCAACUCUCUCAUUAUGAUGUGCUUACCCUAUGUUCCUUUCUCGCCCGUGUAAACACCUGCGCGUUCCUUCCUCGUCGGGUUAGUCAUCUCUAUGUGAUUCUAGGACAAACAAAGACAUUUGGAAAACUAGCACACGUCCUGCAUCUAGAUCUGCAUCUCACGAGCCAAGUCGCUAUGUUUGGGAUCAUUUGACAUGGUGCAUGGGAAACUUGGGUGACCAGAUCGGGUCAUUUGACAUGGUGUAUGUAUGCUAUGCUUGGAGUCAUUUGACAUGGUGCAUGGGAAACUUGGGCGACCAGAUCAGUUUAUACCUACCUGAGUAGGUAUGUUUGGGGUCAUUUGACAUUGGCCUAAUAAGUUGAUAGCUGUCGAGUUUAUACCUACCUGAGGAAAAUUGUAACCAGAUCAGCUGAGACCUACAUAUUCAAGCAUCCAAUCCUUACGUCUUCUUUUAGUCACAGGUGAUGCUCCCAUUGAAAUUACAGUUCCCUGAACUGCCAUAGAGGGAAGUGAGUUUUGCGCACACGCAUGACCUGAGUACACAGUUUGCUUGCACGCACACAUUAUUUUUAUUAUAUGUGCCAGGGUGUACUUUAUCAUGUUAAUUGGAAGUUCGUAUUGUGUGCAGGGAGAUGCAAGGAGAUAAAUACAUCAAUGGAACAAUUAUACCAAGGCCACCCCCCAAUUCAGUACGGGAGGCCGGGACGAAACCGUGAUCGUAGAUAUGGACAAGGUCCAACAUCAAAUCCGCAAUGGGAACCCUCAAAUGACUACCAGAUGUCAGGAGAUGGAAGGAAUUAUGGUGCUCCACAAAACCAUCCACCACUGCAGAAUUAUGGUCCACCUAGACAAGGAGAAAGAGGUGAUCGUAUAUCCAUGAACAACAGGAAUUAUGCCCCAGGAGGAAUGGUCAAUUAGCAGUCAGGGACGGGAGAUCCAGUUCCUUCCUAUCAGAGUAAUUACAACCCAGGGGAGCAGGGAAAUUAUUCUCCCCAAGAACAAAGGGACUUUCCCCAACGCGAUCAGAAUAGGAACUAUGGUCCUUCACAGGAUGGAUCUUAUGGGCGAGGACCGGGUGCAUACCAGGGCCAAGAAACAUAUGGACCCUCUGGGCAGGUGCAAGUUCUGGCUAUGGCCAGGGUUACCCGGGGCAUGGAGAACCUCAAAGGUUCACACAAGGGGAGCAGAGAAACUGGCAAGGAGAGCCAAGGACCUAUGCACCGAGGGGACAAACUGGAAAUGACCAAGUGAGACAUUUUCCUUUUACUCGUAUAAAAAAACAAUGAAUUUGGACAUUUGACCUGUAGAACAUAUUUAAAAUCUGAUAUUUAGCCGGAGGAGCCUUUAACAUUGCCAUGUCAUGCCUUGAUCGUGACCUCUUGAUUUUAA